ACGUUUGCGUAACGUGAUACGUGCGCUGGCUGGGGACAGUUUGAUAACCAUUUCCGUCUUUUUCUCAUUCAUAUCGCUGUGUUUAUUAAGAGAUUCACGUUAAGAGAUUACAUUUUGCAUGAAGUUCUGUUUGUUAGUGUGUAAGUACAUCCAUAUGGACCCAAACAGCGUCAGUCGCGCGAACUGGGCCAUAAACCGCCGGGCGGAGGGUUUAGUAAGUAAACACAUGGCAGACAUGGAACAGAGACGAUCCGCGGUGUCUGAGGAGGUUAUGCACCCUCUGCCAGGAGACUUGAGCAGAAGCACAGAAGACAUCCCUGGGCGGGCCGAGGUGAAUUUUAGCGCGGAUUCACAGUCCUACAAUCCUGCAGGAGGAAAGUUAAUGCGCGAGGAUGCGUCCUCAACAUCAGAGACAGCAGCUCAUAGACAAAUCAUAUCGCUCCUUACUGAGAUCAGGGAGGAACAACAGAGGCAAUGGGAAGUUCUGAAAGACCUGCAGGCCAGGAUUCAUGGACAGGUGUGUGAAGAGGAGGACGAGCCACUUGACGUAGAUCUGCCACUACGAACAAUGGAACAGCUUGAUGAAACAGAGCAGCAUUUAGAGGAUACUGAAGCUCAGAAGAGAAUGGUGUCACAUCUCUCACGGAUGGGCGGAGCUACGGUAGAUGAUGCGGUUCGGCGUCUAAUGCACGCUGUUCUCUCUUUCAGUGUGGGCUCAGAGCUCAACUGGGUUGGCAGAGGACAGAAAAGGAGCUUCAGAAACACCAGACUGCAGGGUGUUUUGUUUCGUGCCUUGAAAAGGACACCUGUAGGAAAGGAGGCCACGCACCACCAGUUUGCUGAUGUGGUGAAGAAAUGGUUGCGGUUUGCCCCUUUUAGACAAAGAGGAAGUGGACGAAGACCGCAUUGGAAACCUGUUGAGUUCAUCUGUCCUAAAUAUGACAGUAGUUUGGAGGAUCAUAACCAGCUGGAUUCUGGGGAGAUUCAGGUGACAAUAUAAUUACACUAAGUGUUGUAUGACUAAAUGUCCAAAGACAAGUAAAGUGAAAUCAGUGAAUGAAGAAAUGACAAGAGUGUGAAGGAUUGGCUUUCAAAUUGUUUCUUUUUUGCCAUAUUACAUUCUUUCUAUUAUAAUAUUUGCUUUGUUUUCUUUAAGUUAAAAUAUACUAUUGUUACGAGAAUAAUUUGCAGAUUUUCAAAUUAUAGCAUUAAUCUUAAAAAAAAUGGGUAGAUGUAAAUAAUUCUGUUAUAAUGAUUCUUUUACCCGUGCAAUUUUAUUUUAAUUAUAUUGUAAAAUGUCUUGUUUUAAACGCUGAUGCCAAUAUAUUUCCAUAAAAAAGUUUGCAAUACAUUUUGCAAAUGUUAUGACAAUAAACAGACACCAGAGUUAAGAAUUUCAAUCAUUAAAGAAUUAAUAAGUGUCACAGAAAAUGUCAGAUUGCUGUAGAAAAAAAAACUCAAAUGUAAUUUAAUGACUUUUCUCAAUAACAUAGCUAAAUGCACUUACUCACUUGGUAUCUUUGUUAAGGUGGACCAUUUUCCAACAGUUUUCUAAGAACUCUUGCUUCCUGGAACAUAUAAAAACACAUUAAAAACUAUGUAUCUAUCA
Molecule: messenger RNA, 1609 nt
Organism: Carassius carassius (crucian carp)
Lineage: Eukaryota; Metazoa; Chordata; Actinopteri; Cypriniformes; Cyprinidae
Exons: 4
Coding region: 119-1000 (293 amino acids)
Source: RefSeq, a predicted model, not a curated record